UAUCUCGGGGCAGUAUAAUAUUUAUCAUUCCCAUGACUGCAGAGCGAAAUCGUGGGCAGCGAUGCAAAAUAGCAGUGGUCCACUACAGGUAUACGUUUGAAAAUAUCCUUCAGUGCAGCGAAACGAUGGGGCGAUGUUGGUAACGGCAACCCCGCGCUGCUGCUCGUGCGAAGGUUGCUGCUGCGUGGACUCGGAGGGAUGGUAGAGAGGCAUACACAGAAGAGGAAGAGGUCGUGGAACGAGUAGAGCGGUAGUGGCUCUGGCAGCAGCAACACGUAGUACACGGUAGCACCGCGACGAGGACGGACACGGUUCGUAUCACCUCGCUUUGGUAGUCGGUAGACUCGCUUCGAGCCAGUCUCACUUGGUCCAGUGGCGCAGUCGCGUUACGCGUAUACAUUUUUUCGUACUUCCAACUACUACUACACCACCACUACUACUACCAGCAUCGCUGCUACCACCACCUGCACCGUCGAGCGUGUCAACAUACACGUAAACGUCAGCAGGACCACUGAGCCUAUCGGGUUGUUCCUGAAAAAUAAGUCACGAAAGAAAACGCUUACAUCCUCGAGACGGCGCGAGAAUGAAGCUGUGGUGGAGUUUGGCGCUGGUCGGUGUCGCCCUGUUGAUGAUCAUCGUCACCGCCAAGGCAGAAUCUGAUCUGUGGGAGGAGGACGACAAGGAGGUUCUUGUGCGAACCGUUCGUGGCACCAAAGAACGAGCAUCCGGCAGCACUUCGUGCAGAUACGUGAAGGGUCAAUGGUCGGAAUGCGACUUGAAAACCAACACACGGUCCCGCACUCUGAACCUUAAGAAGGGCGACAAGUCCUGCGAACAGACCAAGACUAUUGAAAAGAAAUGCAAAAAAGCUUGCCGGUACGAAAAGGGCACGUGGAGCGGAUGUGUGAAUCAGCAGAUGGCGAGAGUGGACAAUUUGAAAGCAAACAGUGAUGCCUCCUGCGACAAAACGCGCCGACUGACAAAAAGGUGUAAACCGGAGACCAACACCAAGAAAUCUCCCAAAGGAGAACGAGCGAAUAAGAAGUCGGGUAAACAGUAAACAGGAAAAUCGUCAGUCGAUCACUCAAGAUGGUGCGCAGCGAUCUGUUUCGACAACAGGCAACGAAAACACAAUCUUGUCUUUUCCACGUGAAAUUCUAAUUUUCAAACAAAUAUUAUCUAGUGUGAGCUUGUAACAUUAAAUGGACGGAGAAGAAAAGUUCUGUAUUUUAAAGUACUGACAGUGAUUGUAAUUUAAAUACGAUCGUAAAUCUAAUUUUCAAACGUUUUCGAACGUUGCUGUCGGUAUAUGCUCGAUCGUCGGUAAUAAUUAUCGAUCGUAUAUGUCGGCUGUUUUCAGAAUUACUUCCAUUAUAUGUGGCCAAAUGGUAUUAAUAAUUGCUAUGCAAACGCAGUAACAUGCAUAGUUGGACCCAAUAAUGUUCUUUUUAGCAGUUUCGCCGACUCUGUAAUUGCUACAUGUGAAUAUUACAAACUUUGUCCUCGAUACAGUAGUGUAAUGAAGUCAUUAAAGAUCUAUUAUUCCUUAUUAUUAUUUUUAUACUUUUUCUGCUUUCAUUUAUCAAGUCAUUAAAUAAUUAGUUUUAUAAGUAUUAUGUCCACUAGGUUGUAAAUAUAAUUGGCAAAAUAUGCAACUGACAUGGCAUAUAUAGACUGUUACUUUUAAUAAAAUGAUUUUUUUUAUAUCUUUUAUAAGAUUACAAUCUAUUAUUACAUUAUGCUACUGUGUCGAUGACAAAAUGUUCCAAGCUAUAAUAAUUGUAUAGCAAUACGCUGUGGUGAAUCUCUAGUUUCAAGAAUCGACAUGAAAUGACUGCCGUUGUGAUUCUUUACGAAAUAUAUUCAUGCUAGAACAUACAUCGUUACUGACCCAUUUGAAUUUUCAACGUUAUAUUGUGUAUUCAACGAUCAUAACGUACAUAGAAAUCCCCAAUUAGAGGUAGAUUAUCUUUAUUUUUUUGAUAUGCGUCGAAAGAUUAAAGGAAGAAAAAAGUACGAUCAUAUAUGGUAUCUAUGUUUUUAAGAUGCCUAUUAACUUCGUCUUCCUCUAACUAAAAGAAUAAACAAAUUUACGCAAGCAUUUA
This is a messenger RNA of Eufriesea mexicana, 2105 nucleotides long. RefSeq lists its product as uncharacterized. Gene Ontology annotation, biological process: mesoderm morphogenesis. The coding region runs from base 584 to 1060 and encodes 158 amino acids. NCBI's taxonomy places the organism in Eukaryota, Metazoa, Arthropoda, Insecta, Hymenoptera, Apidae. The transcript has 5 exons. Gene Ontology annotation, molecular function: growth factor activity; heparin binding. The record is from RefSeq and is a predicted model, not a curated record. Gene Ontology annotation, cellular component: extracellular region.